UCAGGCUCAUCUCAUCUGUUGUGGCAUGUGAAUCCGCGUGGAGAAAGGCUAUCCACUUAAGUAGCUGAGUUGAGCUCAGCUCAGCUCCCAUGGCCGCCGCCGCCGCCGCCGCCAUUGCCUUCUCCCACGGCCGGAGGAGUCCCCCGCGGGCGCGAGCCGCCUCCCCACGCGCUGCGCUCUCCUUCCACCGCGGCGGCCUCCCGGCUGUUCCCAGAAGGAAUGUGCUGUCCAUGAUGAUAUCCACUUCAACAGUCCUACUUUUCGGGCCAAAACAGAUCACCUUAGCUGAGACAACCGGCGGUGCAUUCAGGGAGUACAUCGACACAUUUGAUGGCUACACCUUCCUGUACCCGAAAAGUUGGAUCCAGGUCCGAGGAGCUGGCGCGGACAUAUUCUUCAGAGAUCCCUUCGUCCUCGAUGAGAACCUAUCAGUCGAAAUAUCAUCCCCUUCAUCAUCAAAGUACGAGACCGUUGAGGAUCUAGGCCCUCCUGAGAAGGCUGCAGAGAAGGUUCUGAAGCAGUACCUGACAGAGUUCAUGUCGACCAGGCUGGGCGUUCGACGCGAAUCAAAUGUCUUGUCAGCAUCGUCAAAUGUUGCUGACGAUGGCAGGCUCUACUACGAAGUUGAGGUAACUCGAAUAGGUGAACAUAAAAUCCUACGCAAGCAACAACGAGCUUGCAGUGAUGCCUCGGGACAGGGUGCAGAGGCUGGAGUGGGACCGGCGAUACCUGUCGGUCCUCGGCGUCGAGAACAAGCGACUCUACGAGCUACGGUUGCAGACGCCGGAACAGGUGUUCAUGGAGGAAGAGGAGGACCUGAGAAGAGUCAUGGACUCCUUCAGGGUCAUCAAGACGGAGUAGUAAGAUGCAAAUGCGGAGACAGCAGCUGCAGCAAUGCUUUGUGGGGUGUAGAGCACAAAAUUUUUGUAUAGCUAAUGUCUGUCUACUCUAUGUUACAAAUCCUUAAUCUGUUCUCAUGUCCAAGUGUCAAUAAAAUAGAACAUGCAAUUUUCAAAUGA
Molecule: messenger RNA, 1019 nt
Organism: Phragmites australis (common reed)
Lineage: Eukaryota; Viridiplantae; Streptophyta; Magnoliopsida; Poales; Poaceae
Product: psbP domain-containing protein 1, chloroplastic
Exons: 3
Coding region: 90-932 (280 amino acids)
Biological process (GO): photosynthesis
Cellular component (GO): photosystem II oxygen evolving complex; photosystem II; extrinsic component of membrane
Molecular function (GO): calcium ion binding
Source: RefSeq, a predicted model, not a curated record